AUACAUCAGGAUAGGAGACAAAGAGGUGGAAUAUCACCCGCGCUUCCGCCUGAUCCUUCACACCAAAUACUCCAACCCUCACUACAAGCCAGAGGUGCAGGCGCAGUGCACCCUGAUCAACUUCUUGGUGACCCGGGAGGGGCUGGAGGACCAGCUCCUGGCUGCCGUGAUGCCCAAGUUUCGCCGCGGUCUCUCCGGGGCGCCGGUGUUGUAGGCAAACCUCACAAAGAGCCAGAAUGAGUUCAAGAUCAAGCUGAAGGAGCUGGAGGACUCCCUGCUCGCCCGGCUGUCUGCUGCCACAGCCGAGUUCCUGGGGGACACAGUGCUGGUGGAGAACCUGGAAACACCGAAGCGCACAGCCAUGGAAAUUGAGGAAAAAGUGAAAGAAGCCAAAGUCACCGAAAACCAAAUAAAUGUCGCCAGAGAAAACUACAGGGCAGCAGCAGAGCGAGCGUCCCUGCUGUACUUCAUCCUGAGUGACCUCAACAAGAUCAACCCCAUCUACCAGUUCUCUCUCAAGGCGUUCAACGAGGUCUUUGAGAAAGCCAUCCAGCGCACGGCCCCCGAUGAUGACAUCAAGCAAAGGGUGAUCAACCUGACGGAUGAGAUCACCUACUCGGUCUACGUGUACACCGCGCGGGGACUCUUCGAGAGAGACAAACUCAUUUUCCUGGCCCAGGUUGCCUUCCAGGUCCUGGCAAUCAAGAAAGAAGUAAACCUGGCAGAGCUGGACUUUCUUCUGCGCUUCCCUUCCAAGGCCGGUGUCACAUCCCCUGUGGAUUUCCUGCAGCCCCAGGGCUGGGGUGGCAUCAAGGUGCUCUCGGAAAUGGAAGAGUUCAAGAACUUGGACAGCGACAUCGAAGGCUCAGCAAAGCGAUGGAAAAGGUUCGUGGAGUGCGAGGUGCCGGAGAAGGAGGCGUUCCCCAAGGAGUGGAAGAACAAGUCGGCCCUGCAGAAGCUGUGCAUGCUGCGGUGCCUGCGGCCGGACAGGAUGACCUACGCCAUCAGGAACUUUGUGGAAGAGAAGAUGGGGAGCAAGUUUGUGGAAAGAAGGAGCGUUGAGCUCGCCGAGGCGUACCAGGAGAGCAGCCCCUCCACGCCCCUCUUCUUCAUUCUCUCCCCCGGCGUCGACCCGCUCAAAGAUGUGGAGGCCCUGGGACAAACGCUGAGCUUCACCAUCAACAACGGGAAGAUCCACAACGUGUCGCUGGGGCAGGGCCAGGAGGUCGUGGCAGAAGAGGCCCUGGAGCUGGCGGCCACACAGGGGCACUGGGUCAUCCUGCAGAACAUCCACCUGGUGACCCGGUGGCUGGGAACGCUGGAGAAGAGGGUGGAGCAGUACAGCCUGGGCAGCCAUGCCGACUACCGCGUGUUCAUGAGCGCUGAGCCAGCCCCCAGCCCCGAGGCGCACGUCAUCCCCCAGGGACUGCUGGAAAAUGCCAUCAAAAUCACCAACGAGCCGCCGACGGGCAUGCAUGCCAACCUGCACAAGGCCCUGGAUCUCUUCAGCCAGGACACGUUAGAGAUGUGCAGCAAAGAAACCGAGUUCAAAGGCAUCCUGUUCGCGCUCUGUUACUUCCACGCGGUGGUGGCCGAGCGGCGCAAGUUCGGCCCUCAGGGCUGGAACAGACCGUACCCCUUCAACAGCGGCGACCUGACCAUAUCGGUUAACGUCCUGUACAACUACCUGGAGGCCAACCCCAAGGUACCAUGGGAUGAUCUCCGGUACCUCUUUGGCGAAAUCAUGUACGGGGGGCACAUCACGGACGACUGGGACCGCCGGCUGUGUCGGACCUACCUGAACGAGUACAUCCACGCGGAGAUGCUGGAAGGGGAAGUGUACUUAGCUCCAGGGUUUCUGAUCCCUCCCAGCUUGGAUUACAAGGGCUACCACCAGUACGUCGAUGACAACCUGCCGCCCGAGAGCCCCUACCUGUACGGCCUCCACCCCAACGCGGAGAUCGGCUUCCUGACCGUCACCUCCGACAGGCUUUUUCGGACAGUUCUGGAAAUGCAGCCCAAAGAAUCGGACGCUGGAGGAGGCUCGGGUGUCUCCCGGGAGGAACAGGUGAAGUCAGUCCUAGACGAGAUCAUCGAGCGGCUGCCGGAGCCAUUCAAUAUGGUGGAGAUCAUGGCCAGAGCAGCGGACAAGACCCCGUAUGUCGUAGUUGCCUUCCAGGAAUGUGAAAGAAUGAACAUCCUGACCCACGAAAUCAGGCGCUCUCUGAAAGAAUUAGAGCUGGGCCUAAAGGGAGAGCUAACGAUCACAUCAGACAUGGAAGAGUUGGCGAACGCUCUCUUCUACGACAACGUUCCCGAGUCCUGGACGCGUUACGCCUAUCCCUCUCUUCUUAGCUUAGGAGCCUGGUACGCAGACCUGCUCCUUCGCAUCAGGGAACUGGAAGUCUGGACAACGGACUUUGCGCUGCCUGCAACAGUGUGGCUGGCAGGAUUCUUCAACCCCCAGUCCUUCCUCACCGCUAUCAUGCAGUCCAUGGCCAGAAAAAACAAAUGGCCACUGGACAAGAUGUGUCUUUCAGUGGAAGUGACUAAGAAAAACCGCGAGGAUGUAACAGCUCCACCCAGGGAAGGCUCCUAUGUGCAUGGAUUAUUCAUGGAAGGCGCUCGAUGGGACGUUGUUUCCGGUGUGAUCGCAGACGCUCGACUGAAGGAGUUGACACCCAUGAUGCCAGUCAUCUUCAUCAGAGCCAUCCCUGUGGACCGCGUGGACACCAAGAACGUCUAUGAAUGUCCCGUCUAUAAGACACGGAUGCGAGGUCCCACCUAUGUCUGGACCUUUAACCUAAAGACAAAAGAAAAAGCUGCUAAAUGGAUCCUGGCUGCCGUCGCUCUGCUCUUACAGAUCUAAACUGUGACUAUGGAAAACAGC
Messenger RNA from Tauraco erythrolophus (red-crested turaco), 2890 nucleotides. The record is from RefSeq and is a predicted model, not a curated record. NCBI's taxonomy places the organism in Eukaryota, Metazoa, Chordata, Aves, Musophagiformes, Musophagidae.